Molecule: messenger RNA, 1391 nt
Organism: Scatophagus argus
Lineage: Eukaryota; Metazoa; Chordata; Actinopteri; Scatophagidae
Gene: ropn1l
Product: rhophilin associated tail protein 1-like
Exons: 6
Coding region: 138-866 (242 amino acids)
Source: RefSeq, a predicted model, not a curated record
CGCGAUAGACUAAUCAAGUGCUAGGUGUCCGUGAACGUUAAUAUUAUUUGAGCUAGUUAUCCUUAUUUUAGCCCUUAUUUCUGCGGUUUUUUGUCCAUAUUCAUAAUUCGACAAGCCAGGUAACGUGACCGUUCAUAAUGCACAUUACACACAGCACUGCCAUGCCUCUUCCAGACACAAUCUACUGCGCCGAGCAAAUCAACAUCCCCCCACAGCUGCCAGACAUCCUCAAAAACUUCACUAAGGCAGCCAUCCGUACACAGCCCAAGGACCUGCUGCUGUGGUCUGCAGAGUACUUCAGAGCACUGUCUAAAGGAGAGUGUCUGCCUGUCAAGGAAGGACUGGAGAUGAAUGUUGCCACCCAGAAGACAGACACUGGACUGACUCCAGGUUUGCUUAAGAUUCUCCAUAAACAGCUGUCUCCUGGGCAAACGUGCAGCAAAGAGGAGCUGCAGAAGAAAUGGACCAGUCUGUGUCUACCCGUGGACCAGUUUGAGACCUUGUUGUCGCUGGGAGGCUUUGGCUCAGACAUUGACUGGAUGGAGUUCUUCGCCCUGGGCUGCAGUGCUCUGGGAGGGACCCUCCUGUGUUCUCUGAAGUUUGCUUGUGAGAUCCUGACAGACGAUGAGGAGGGUGGUGCUGCGAGGAUCCCGUUCAGCACCUUUGUCAAACUUUACACCUACCUGGCUAACCUGGAUGGGGACAUCCCACAGGUUCGCAUUGACAGCUUUCUCAGCAGCCUGCAGGGACAAGUGGAACUCCAGCAUGGGAUGAUAAAACCUCUGGACUUUAUCCAUCGGGAUGAUAUGGAUUCACCUCCUCCUGACUCAUCAGAAAUUUCCAGAAAAGCCUCGAGAACUGACUAAGAACUAUUAGAGACAGACAUUUCAAACUCAAAGCUUCCUGUUAUGAGUGAAAGCUGAACAAAAUCCUGCAUGUGUCUGUCGGUGUGACCAAAAGAGAGACAGAGUGUAAGCUGGGAACGCCCGCCACUACACUGCAUAUGACUUAACUAAUGUGCUAAAAUCAUGGACAUUAUGACAUCACCCAUACUUUCCUCAGAGGCCGUCGUAAAGCCUGGGACUUGGUUUUCCACUAGCUUCUGUCUUAAAGCUCCAUGGCUGCCUGGCCCCUCUCAAUCAAAGCAUUUUUCUCUUUAAGUCUCAUUCUCUUAUCAAUGGAAUAAUUAUGUCAUAAUCCUCACUGUGACACACAACAGCAGAUGCAAAAUUCAUUUAAUGAGACCUGAACUCCUUGUUAAAUGUAUAUAUAAUUGUUUUGUACUGCAGAGGGAAGUUGGAGAAGAUUUCCAACUGAUUCUGGGAUUUGUUUUAGUCAGUAUCCUGCAGCCAUUAAGACACCUUCGCACUGGCCUCACUGUUCUGCCUCAC